AUGUCAAAAUACCAUCCACUAUCAAACUAUUAUGUUGAGAAUAAAGAAGACAUCCCACUCACAACAUCCAAAGAAAAUCAACCUUUGUCACCUACACUUACAUGCAUCAUGGCGCCUCCUGUCAACUCAUCUCCUCUGAAAGGCCCUAAAGCUCCGAAAGGCUAUAAGACAGCGAAACCAACCAAAACUUUGAGUUAUGCAGAAAAGUCGAUGCAUAUCAAUGACGAUUACUUAAAUCAAUCCAAUACUGAUCAGACCAAGGACCUCGUCGGUUCGUCAUCGGACUUGGAAACAACGGAUUGGAAAACAAAAGGAAAAGGAAAAGGAAAAGGAAAAGGAAGAAGAAGAGCAAAAGGAAAAGAAAAAGGUAAAGCCAUGGAAGCAGACCACACUCAGCGGGAGCAAAACAUCGAUGCGGCAAAACCCUCUUUAAUUUUGGCAACGAGAAAGAAACCGAUCAACUCGAAACCGAUCAACUUACAAUCAUUCAUCUUACAACCGAAAAAAACGGCACAUGAGACAUCUGAACAUCGAAAAAAGCUGCCAUCGGAAAUUUGGAUUAAAAUUUGGGAACUCGUCGCAAGUGACAAUCCAAGAAACCUUGACAUCUGGACUUGGAGUGAAGGACCUGAAAAAUUAUGGGAGAAUGAGAAACAGCGAAUAACCCAUGGUCCCCAAAAUCGAUCUACUGGCCUCCGAUGGAAUCCGUUCAAAUUCAUAACAACACAGAUUGUUCCUCCGAUUUUACAUAUCAGCUGCCUUUCACGGGAAAUUGGUCUCAAAUAUUAUAAACUCGGCUUUGGUUGUAAUCUCGGAAUGUCCAAAAUACCCUCAGAAGAUUACUCGAUACUUGAGCCUCGAAUUUACUAUCGAAAAAAUGAUCUUGUAUGUCCAAUGGGUCGUUUCACCCAUAUAGAAGCCGAGUCUUUUUGGAAUAAUUUACCCGAAGAAAUAUCUGCAAUCGCCUUAAAUUUAGGCAAGCUCAAUAACGUUGCUCCCAAGCUGCGCGAAGAUUAUGAAGAUUAUGACAAACAAAUUGCUCACGAGCAUUUUAGUUAUGAGUAUUCGAGAGGUCUCAUUCAAGAUCCCGAUAGACUUGAGGAACUGGAAUCCUUCUCCUUGAGGGAACAUCGGGGUAAGAGAUUUUCAAAGCGUGCGACCAAGAUUUACCUGUAUUGUUUUACCGACUACAUCUCCAAACGAGGCCCCCGAGAUUUUCGAUUUACACCACUCGUCGAUGAUUCGAAAGGUCUAGGCUUACGUAGGAAUGCAGAUUCAGAUUCCAGCUUCGAAAAUUUGUUGCGCUAUGCUCGCCUUUCCCAUCGUGUGGAUGAUUUUGGUCGAGACGAUAAGUAUAAAAAAUGGGGAAGAUGGCUUCGAUAUGGAGGUUUAACAUGGUUGAAAGAUGGGGGACCAAAACCUGGUUGGAUCGAAAUUGAUAACCCUACGGCAUAUGAUCGAGCAAGGAAUAACUUCUUUUGGGAUUUAGAACCUUGGGCGGAAAAGGAAUUUAAAAAACGUGGUGUUCCUAAUAUUGGAAUGAAUUCUCAAUUUUGGGUUCCAGGAGUUCCCGAGGUUCAUUCCACGAAACUCGAGAUUCAUGGUUAA
Botrytis porri is the source of this 1608-nucleotide messenger RNA. RefSeq lists its product as uncharacterized. The coding region runs from base 1 to 1608 and encodes 535 amino acids. The transcript has 3 exons. The record is from RefSeq and is a predicted model, not a curated record. Lineage: Eukaryota; Fungi; Ascomycota; Leotiomycetes; Helotiales; Sclerotiniaceae.